AGUACAUCGCCACGUCACAUCUUUUGACGUUGGCUAGAUGAGGAUUUUAAUCCCGGAAUUGCCAUAGCUCUUUGAAGAACACUUUUAAAUGAAUGAGAAUUCCAGCUGUAAUCAUGAUGGAUAUUGUUGUGAUUUCAUUGCUCGUCGUUUGGCCUCAACUGUGUUUUGGUGUUUACACAGGGAAUCUUGCUCAUGGGGCCUAUGCUGUCCAAUCGUCCAUUUACGAUGAAUUAGCAGAUGCUCAACAUGCUGUAGAUGGAACAAAGAUUCAAAUUACUUUUACGGCUCAUGCACUCACACUGCAACGGAAAAUAAUCCAUGGUUGAGAGUGGACCUCAAAAAUAUCUACAGUGUGAACAAGAUUAUCAUCACUAAUCGUGGAGACUCUUAUGCUGAGAGGAUAGAAGGUGCUCAGAUUCGUAUUGGCAACAGUCUGGACAACAAUGGCAACAACAAUCAGAUGGCUGCAACUAUUCUCACUGCUCCUAUGUACACAGAAACCUAUACGUUUAAUCCUAUUAAUGGGCGAUAUAUCAACAUUUUUCUACCUGGAAUGUCAAAAGUUCUCAGUCUUUGUGAGCUUGAAGUGUAUACAGGGAAUCUUGCUCAUGGGGCCUAUGCUGUCCAAUCGUCCACUUACUAUGAAUUAGCAGAUGCUAAACAUGCUGUAGAUGGAAACAGAGAUUCAAAUUACUUUUACGGCUCAUGCACUCACACUGCAACGGAAAAUAAUCCCUGGUUGAGAGUGGACCUCAAAAAUAUCUACAGCGUGAACAAGAUUAUCAUCACUAAUCGUGGAGACUCUUAUGCUGAGAGGAUAGAAGGUGCUCAGAUUCGUAUUGGCAACAGUCUGGACAACAAUGGCAACGACAAUAAGAUGGCUGCAACUAUUAUCACUGCUCCUAGGGACACAGAAACCUAUACUUUUAAUCCUAUUAAUGGGCGAUAUAUCAACAUUUUUCUAUCUGGAAUGUCAAAAAUUCUCAGUCUGUGUGAACUUGAAGUGUAUACAGAGAAUCUUGCUCAUGGGGCCUAUGCUGCCCAAUCGUCCACUUACGAUGAAUUAGCAGAUGCUCAACGUGCUGUAGAUGGGAACAGAGAUUCAAAUUACUUGAACGGCUCAUGCACUCACACUGCUGAGGAAAAUAAUCCCUGGUUAAGAGUGCACCUCAAAAAUAUCUACAGUGUGAACAAGAUUAUCAUCACUAAUCGUGGAGACUGUUGUGCUGAUAGGAUAGAAGGUGCUCAGAUUCGUAUUGGCAACAGUCUGGACAACAAUGGCAACAACAAUCAGAUGGCUGCAACUAUUCUCACUCCUCCUAUGGUCACAGAAACAUUUGAGUUUAAUCCUAUAAGGGGAAGAUAUGUCAACAUUUUUCUACCUGGAAUGCACAAAGUCCUCAGUCUGUGUGAGAUUGAGGUGUAUACAGGUUAAGUGGCAUGAGUUGCAACAUGAAUCAAAUGCUGAUUCCGUCAUUUACUCACCCAUAUAAUUUUUUCUUCGUGGAAACAGCAUAUGUUAUAUGUACUACUUUUAUGGUAUUGAGUGUAAUAGUCAGUUAAAAUACACUCAACAUUUUUUCUUGCUAUUAUUUUGCCCCACUGAGGGAAAAUAAUUUAUAACAUGAAAUUUUGAACACAAUAAAAUAAGCAUAUCACA
Molecule: messenger RNA, 1660 nt
Organism: Triplophysa dalaica
Lineage: Eukaryota; Metazoa; Chordata; Actinopteri; Cypriniformes; Nemacheilidae
Exons: 8
Coding region: 461-1435 (324 amino acids)
Source: RefSeq, a predicted model, not a curated record